AUCACUCUACUUGUUCUCUCUAUCGCUCAGUCUGUGUCUUUGCGGCUGAGGAUUCUGAACGAACGAGCAGCCUUCGUUUCUCUUUGAGUUUAAGUCGUCAUGGGUAAGGAGAAGGUUCACAUUAACAUUGUCGUCAUUGGACAUGUCGACUCUGGGAAGUCAACAACCACUGGUCACUUGAUCUACAAGCUUGGAGGUAUUGACAAGCGUGUUAUUGAGAGGUUCGAGAAAGAAGCUGCUGAGAUGAACAAGAGGUCAUUCAAAUAUGCUUGGGUGCUUGACAAGCUCAAGGCUGAGCGUGAAAGAGGAAUUACCAUCGAUAUUGCUUUGUGGAAAUUUGAAACAACCAAGUAUUACUGCACAGUCAUUGAUGCACCUGGACAUCGUGACUUUAUCAAGAACAUGAUUACUGGAACAUCGCAAGCUGACUGUGCUGUCCUCAUCAUUGAUUCCACAACUGGUGGUUUUGAAGCUGGUAUUUCCAAGGAUGGACAGACUCGUGAGCAUGCGCUGCUUGCUUUCACUCUUGGUGUAAAGCAGAUGAUCUGUUGUUGCAACAAGAUGGAUGCCACUACCCCCAAGUACUCCAAGGCUAGGUACGAUGAAAUUGUGAAGGAAGUCUCAUCCUACUUGAAGAAGGUUGGUUACAACCCAGACAAAAUUCCCUUCGUUCCCAUCUCUGGUUUCGAGGGUGACAACAUGAUUGAAAGGUCCACCAACCUUGACUGGUACAAGGGCCCCACCCUCCUUGAUGCUCUUGACCAGAUCAACGAGCCCAAGAGACCCUCAGACAAGCCUCUCAGGCUUCCCUUGCAGGACGUCUACAAGAUUGGUGGUAUUGGUACCGUGCCAGUGGGACGUGUUGAGACUGGUAUCUUGAAGCCCGGUAUGGUUGUGACUUUUGGCCCCACUGGACUGACAACUGAAGUUAAGUCUGUGGAGAUGCACCAUGAGGCUCUCCAAGAGGCUCUUCCUGGUGACAAUGUUGGAUUCAACGUGAAGAACGUUGCAGUCAAGGAUCUCAAGCGUGGUUUCGUUGCCUCCAACUCUAAGGAUGACCCUGCCAAGGAAGCUGCCAACUUCACUUCCCAAGUCAUUAUCAUGAACCACCCUGGCCAGAUCGGAAAUGGAUACGCACCAGUGCUCGACUGCCACACUUCUCACAUUGCUGUCAAGUUUGCGGAACUCGUCACCAAGAUUGACAGGCGUUCUGGUAAGGAGCUCGAGAAGGAGCCCAAAUUUUUGAAGAAUGGUGAUGCAGGUUUCGUUAAGAUGAUUCCCACCAAGCCCAUGGUGGUUGAAACUUUCUCCGAGUAUCCUCCCCUUGGUCGUUUUGCCGUGAGGGACAUGCGUCAAACCGUCGCUGUCGGAGUCAUCAAGAGUGUGGAGAAGAAAGACCCCACCGGAGCCAAGGUCACCAAGGCCGCACAGAAGAAGAAGUGAUCUGGCAGUUACCAGAAAAACUCUUCCCUUUAUAGUAGUUUGUCUUCGGAGAGUCUUAGGUGUUUGUUUUUCCAGUUUAAUUUUCAAGUUUCUGCCGAUUUCUUGCAGCCAUAGACUUCAAAACUGGGUUCUUGAUCGGCGGUGGUCAAUUUUCAUUGCAGUUUGUUUUUGAGUUUAUUGUUUUUGCUUUGAUGUUAAGAGUCUAUUUUCACAAAGCAGCUAUAGGGUUUUAGUCCAUUCCUUUGCUGCUGAAGGAUGUUUUAAUUGCAUUUAAUUUAUAAGAAAGUUUUGUCUACUUUUUCUUUAA
This is a messenger RNA of Abrus precatorius (Indian licorice), 1750 nucleotides long. Its product is annotated as elongation factor 1-alpha-like. Gene Ontology annotation, biological process: translational elongation; translation. Bases 100 to 1443 code for a protein of 447 amino acids. NCBI's taxonomy places the organism in Eukaryota, Viridiplantae, Streptophyta, Magnoliopsida, Fabales, Fabaceae. Gene Ontology annotation, molecular function: GTPase activity; translation elongation factor activity; GTP binding. The transcript has 3 exons. The record is from RefSeq and is a predicted model, not a curated record.